AUGACACGUACGCUGAAGCUUAUACAAGGCUUGACAGCACUGCUCCUGGUGGCUGGAGCGUCCAUGUUGCGGGCGGCGGCGGCGCCGUGUGGCCAGGAGGCGUCGGUGACGUGCAGGGACGGCAGCACACCUGGCGGUGAGACGUGCAAGGUGUGCGCACGGACGACAGGUGACAAUGCUGGAGAUGAACAGGGAGUACUUGGAGCGUUGGCUUCGCUGUCGUGGAUCUUCACGGAGAACGGUUUCACCAUCUAUGAAAGCAUCAUCACGUUUUGGUCCAAUGGCGAGCCUGUCCCGGUGGACAGUAUGGACCUGUACCUACCCGAGAAGACCAUGCCACUUGGAGUCUUUCCUCUACAGCUGAGCGUUACUAUGACUACGACUUCUGUACCGCGCGUCAUCGUCGGAGCUCUUCAGACCUGGGUCCAGUUCCUCCCGCUGCCGAUCAUUGCUCUACACGGGGUUAUUCGCACUGAUCGGCCUGUGCACUCGAUGUCAACAAACCAUCUGGGUUUUUAUGUCUACACCUGGGAGUCCUAUGAUCAGGAGGGACUGGUUGAUGCCAGUGAUUUCAGCUCCAGCUGGACGUGUGAACCGGUCAGGCUGCCGGAUCCGGCCCUCUUCAGCACGCCGUCAGUCUGUAACUCCAUCUAUGGCCCUGUCACGGAGGAGGCUCCUGGACACUUCUACCUGCGUCGCAACACUGAUCGCAUGUUCAACAUCACUUUCGUGUUCACGUUUGAGGUCAGGGCGACGGGACGUGAACCUGCGUAUGCCUCCAUGUAUGUCCACACUCCGGAAGUACUGUGGGGAAGGAUCUUCACGGUCAAGUGA
Molecule: messenger RNA, 834 nt
Organism: Branchiostoma floridae (Florida lancelet)
Lineage: Eukaryota; Metazoa; Chordata; Leptocardii; Amphioxiformes; Branchiostomatidae
Exons: 6
Coding region: 1-834 (277 amino acids)
Source: RefSeq, a predicted model, not a curated record